AUGGAUGGUUUCUGUUUGUACCUUACAGGUGAUGGAAGCGUGUGCCCUGUAUCCAGGUUAUAUUGUGCUGGCUGUGGUGAGGCCAACAUCGUGGUGCCAGACUCCAAGAUCGUGAACGGGUCGGACGCCUCGCCCGGAGAGUUCCCAUACCAGGUGCACUUGACCCCCAUCAUUGAUGGAGAAAAAUAUGGGUGUGGCGGGUCUAUCAUCAAGAAGAGGUGGAUACUGACCGCCGCCCACUGCUUCUUUGACGACGCUGGCAACAGAGCGACACGUGUGACUGUGGGGGUCGGGUCCAUCUUCACGGAAGGCUUGACUCAGGUCACCACCAAACAGUUCAUCACCCACCAGGCAUAUGACCCUACAACUUUUGCAAACGACAUCGCCCUGGUGGAGCUGGCUACUGACCUGCCCUUCGAUACCAACCCUGAUGUGCAGCCCAUCUGUCUGGGGCAGGAGAGUGACAUACCCUACGGAGGCAGGGUCGUCGUUAGUGGCUGGGGUGCACUGGCUUCUGGAGACACCCUGUUCCCCAAUGUGCUGCAUAAAGUACAGUUGAACGUCAUCACCAUUGGUGAGUGUCGCGCCCUGACCACACUCCCCCCAGACCCAACCAAGGAGAUGUGCACCCUCACACCUUACAAGGAUGCGUGUCAGGGUGACAGCGGUGGAGCCCUGGUGGCGCAGGUGUGCCCUGGCCGCUGGGUGCAGGUGGGCAUCGUCAGCUACGGGAAGGGCUGUGGCGAGCCUAGGCAGCCAGGAGUGUACCUCAGAGUUACCGCGUAUGUUGGCUGGAUCACCCAGACAACUGGAUCACGCACUUGCUAAACUGGUCCACUGUUACAACCUGCUGUACUGGUCCACAACCACCACCUGCUGAACUGGUCUCACUACCACCGGAAGAACUGGUCUCACUACCACCUGCUGAACUGGUCUCACUACCACCACCUGCUACACUGGUCUCACUACCACCACCUGCUACACUGGUCUCACUACCACCGGAAGAACUGGUCCACAACCAACACCUGCUGAACUGGUCCACCACCACCACCUGCUGUACUGGUCCACAACCACCACCUGCUGUACUGGUCCACAACCACCACCUGAAGAACUGGUCUCACUACCACCUGCUACACUGGUCUCACUACCACCACCUGUAGAGUUGGUCACACUAUGUUACGACCUGAGUGGUCUAUUUAAGAGACUUGUGUCUCUUAAAUAGAGUUUAGAGUUUUUGUCAGAGUUUACACAAAUACGAAGAGUGUGUUCGGCGAGUUUGUUACUGGUGUCAAUGCUGGCCGUCGUACCAUCAAGUAGUAAUAUGUAAUCUACCGGCUGUUUUUAAGAAUUUUAACUUAAUAUUUGACUAAUUAGUAAGCAGCCAGUGAGAUAGUUAUCUUUAUAGAUUAUUUUGUUAAGUAUUUAAGCAGAACACAUUGAAGUAUGUGGACGGUUACAGUUCAAGGUUUUUACAGAACGCUGCUUGGAGGGGCACAGACAUUCAGGUUGGCCAUGGCAGUCUGUGAGGAAGGUUGCAUCAGCCUUGACAGCCUUAUUUGCCCACGUCCAUAUCUGCCACCGCUUUCCUUUGUAGAUCUUAUAUAUUAUACUGUAACUUACAGGUCACUCACAGUGUUAGUCUGGAAGAGUGAACUGUAAGAGGAUGGUGUAAGGGUAUUAAUGUUCUGAAGUUAUUAUUUUCUUCCACUAGUGUUUUAAUUCUUGCCUAGCUUGUUGUGUAGGUAUAAAUCUUGGCCUCUAUCAAACUAGAGCAUUGGAUCUUAAAGUGAAUGUCAAGAGGUAAGAUCGUUUGUUAUUAUUGUGGGGGUGUGGGGUUUUGUUAAUAAAUAGAUUGUUACAAA
This is a messenger RNA of Procambarus clarkii (red swamp crayfish), 1862 nucleotides long. RefSeq names its product transmembrane protease serine 11D. NCBI's taxonomy places the organism in Eukaryota, Metazoa, Arthropoda, Malacostraca, Decapoda, Cambaridae. Gene Ontology annotation, biological process: proteolysis. Gene Ontology annotation, molecular function: serine-type endopeptidase activity. The record is from RefSeq and is a predicted model, not a curated record.